This is a messenger RNA of Mus musculus (house mouse), 5192 nucleotides long. RefSeq names its product extended synaptotagmin-like protein 3 (gene Esyt3). Gene Ontology annotation, biological process: lipid transport; fibroblast migration. The transcript has 24 exons. The record is from RefSeq and is a predicted model, not a curated record. Bases 839 to 3514 code for a protein of 891 amino acids. NCBI's taxonomy places the organism in Eukaryota, Metazoa, Chordata, Mammalia, Rodentia, Muridae. Gene Ontology annotation, cellular component: endoplasmic reticulum membrane; plasma membrane; organelle membrane contact site. Gene Ontology annotation, molecular function: lipid binding.
CCUGUUCCUGCAGGGCUGCACAGUGGCGGGAAGGGACAACAUUCUACUCGGGUGAGGAGCAGAGCCCUGACAGGUCGCUUGCCCUCUCUGGGUGCACCAAGAGAGAGUAAAUGACUAUGAGUGAAGAUGGCCGGUUUCCUGGACGCUCCCAGUCCCAGAAAGGAAAGGCACUGACCAACUCCCCUGCAGACAGGGUUUUUAAAAUGACGCUGAGGAUGGGAGUGGGGGUGGGGUAGAGAAUGGUCCCUAAGCUCAGUUUGACUGUGCUGGGAGCUGGGUCCAGAUGGCUUAAGUAACAAAUAGUUUAAGAGAGAAAAGCAAGGCUUUAAGGACCAGCUGGGAGUGGUCCCAGACUUUGGGUCAGAUCCAACGCAGUGCUGGCCUAGGACACCCCGCAAAAAGUCCAGAUGAUACUGUGUGUAAGGAACAGGUUUUAGGUGAUGUUUACCCGUGUUGGGUUGAUGUGAAGAGUAACGCUUAGCUCACCCCAAAUGACAACUGCACCCCUUCUGUUGACAUUUAUGCCAGACAGUGGGAUCCCAGGAUGCCCUCAAGGCCUCAUCGGGUUGACCCCGCCCCUUUUCACCUGGGCACGCCCCUGGUGGCGGAGACUUCCGGAUUUCCCUGCCUGCCAGAGCUCCACCCCUCUGGCCUUAUGCCCAGACUCCGCAGUCCGGAGCUGGUAGAACCCGAGCUCAGAGCUUGGAGAGGCUGGCGGAGCAGGAGCUGCGCGGCUGCGGAGUCCUCGUGCCUUGAGGACAGAUGUGCGCCGGCAUAGGGGGUGCACCAACCUGAGCUGGGGUGAAGCUUCUAGAGAGGACAAGCCGGCGACAGCGAGAUGCAGCCGGAGGAGCCCUGCGCCCCGAGCGCGCCCGGCGGUCCUGACGUCCCGGAGAGAGGCCAGCGCUCGCGGGACCCCGGACCGCGCCUGUCGGGCCAGCUACUGCCCGAGCUCUACAGCUUCGUGGCGCGCGUCCUUUUCUACCUGGCACCGGUCUACCUGGCGGGCUACCUGGGGCUCAGCGUCACCUGGCUGCUGCUUGGCGCCCUGCUCUGGAUGUGGUGGCGCCGGAACCGCCGCGGGAAGCUGGGGCGCUUGGAGGCCGCCUUCGAAUUCCUGGAGCACGAGCGCGAGUUCAUCAGCCGUGAGCUGCGGGGCCAGCAUUUGCCAGCCUGGAUACAUUUCCCAGAUGUGGAGCGUGUGGAGUGGGCCAAUAAGAUCAUCAUACAGAUCUGGCCCUACCUAAGCAUGAUCAUGGAGAACAAGAUCCGGGAGAAGCUGGAGCCCAAGAUCCGGGAGAAGAGCAUCCACCUCAGAACCUUCACCUUCACCAAGCUCUACUUUGGGCAGAAGUGUCCCAAGGUGAACGGCGUCAAGGUACACACGGACAAACGCAACCGGAGGAAAGUGACCCUGGACCUGCAGAUCUGCUACAUCGGGGACUGUGAGAUCAGCGUGGAACUUCAGAAGAUCCGGGGCGGUGUGAGCGGCGUCCAGUUGCAGGGGACCCUGCGUGUCAUUCUGGAGCCCCUGCUGGUGGACAAGCCCUUCAUAGGAGCUGUGACAGUGUUCUUCCUUCAAAAGCCGCACCUGCAGAUUAACUGGACAGGCUUGACCAACCUGCUGGACAUGCCGGGGAUCAAUGAGUUAUCAGACAGCCUGCUGGAGGACCUCAUUGCUGCCCACCUGGUGCUGCCCAACCGUGUGACUGUGCCUGUGAAGAAGGGGCUCGAUGUAACCAACCUGCGCGUCCCUCUCCCCUGUGGUGUGAUCCGAGUCCAUUUGCUGGAGGCCAAGAAGCUGGCCCAGAAGGACAACUUCCUAGGGCUCGGAGGCAAGUCAGACCCCUACGCCAAGGUGAGCAUUGGCUUGCAGCAUUGCCGGAGCAGAACCAUCUACAAGAACCUGAACCCCACCUGGAAUGAAGUAUUUGAGUUUAUGGUGUACGAGGUACCUGGGCAGGACCUGGAGGUGGACCUGUAUGAUGAGGAUACUGACAAGGAUGACUUCCUGGGCAGCCUGCAGAUCUGCCUUGGAGAUGUCAUGAAGAACAGAGUGGUGGAUGAGUGGUUUGCCCUGAAUGACACGACCAGUGGGCGGCUGCACCUGCGGCUGGAGUGGCUCUCACUACUCACUGACCAGGAAGCGCUGACGGAGAAUGAUAGUGGCCUCUCCACUGCCAUCCUCGUGGUCUUCUUAGAGAAUGCCUGCAACCUGCCGAGAAACCCUUUUGACUAUCUGAAUGGUGAAUAUCGAGCCAAAAAACUCUCCAGGUUUGUCAAAAAUAAGGCCAGCAGAGACCCUUCUUCAUACGUCAAGCUCACUGUAGGCAAGAAGACCUUUACAAGUAAGACUUGUCCCCACAGCAAGGACCCUGUGUGGAGCCAGGUGUUCUCCUUCUUUGUGCACAGCGUGGCAGCCGAGCAGCUCUGCCUGAAGGUGCUGGACGAUGAGCUAGAGUGUGCUCUGGGAGUGCUGGAGUUCCCCCUGUGCCGGAUCCUCCCCUGUGCUGACCUCACCCUCGAACAGUGCUUCCAGCUGGAUCACUCAGGCCUGGACAGCCUCAUCUCCAUGAGGCUGGUGCUUCGGUUCCUACGUGUGGAGGGACGAGAGCUGGGAAGCCCAUACACUGGACCCGACGCUCUAAAGAAAGGUCCUCUGUUCAUCAAGAAGGUGGCCACCAACCAGGGUUGUAAAGCCCCACCCCUAAACGAAGGCCUUGCAGAUGUGACAAGCACCUCGAACCCUGCCUCUUACAUCAAAGGAGCCUCCAAGAGCAUUGACAAUAUCAGCGCAGCCACCACAGACCCUGAACCUAUGCCUGAGCCCCAGGGGCCAGGCCCGGAGCCCAAAGGCAAGGACAGUGCCAGAGGGCUCUGUGAGUCCCCUGGAAAGAAGAAGAACCCAGCUACCACCUUCCUGACUGUCCCAGGUCUCCACUCUCCAGGGCCCAUCAAGUCACCCAGACCCAUGAGCCGCCCUGCCUUCCCAUUCGCAUGGCCACUCACGAGGGUGGCUCCCAGCAUGUCCUCACUCAACUCCCUGGCCUCUUCCUGCUUUGACCUGACAGAUGUCAGCCUCAACACUGAAGCUGGGGAUUCCAGGCAGGGACGGCUGGGUGAGAUUCAGCUCACAGUGCGCUAUGUGUGUCUCCGACACUGUCUCAGAGUGCUGGUCAACGGCUGCAGAAACUUAACACCAUGCACCAGCAGUGGAGCUGACCCCUACGUCCGCAUCUACCUGCUGCCAGAGAGAAGAUGGGCGAGUCGGAAGAAGACCUCAGUAAAACAGAAGACCCUGGAGCCCCUAUUCGAUGAGACGUUUGAGUUUUUUGUCCCCAUGGGAGAAGUGCAGAAGAGAUCACUGGAUGUCGCAGUGAAAAACAGCAGGCCUCUCGGCUCACACAGAAGGAAGGAGUUGGGGAAAGUGCUGAUUGACUUAUCAAAGCAAGAUCUGAUUAAGGGCUUCUCACAGUGGUAUGAACUGACUGCAGAUGGACAGCCCAGAAGCUGACCAUGAGCUCUGAGCUCCAGUGUUAGAAAGUGUAUAUGUGUAUUUUUGUCAUUUAAAUCAGAACAUCCAUUUGAUGGAAAUAUACACUGUAUGAACUCUUAACUACAUGAUACUACAUGGCUAGUAGAGGAAGGUCAUGUAAAAGCAGGGACUGUUUCUGUUAAUUUGGAUUAAUUCAAAUCCACAGAGAAACUGUGGUAUUUGUAUCUCUAAUGAGGCUCCAAAACCUCAGAGGUGACUUUUCACUUUGUUCACAUCAGUGCCCUGUCCCCAGCACGGGGAUGUGGGGGAGGGAGCCUGUUUAGAGUAACUCCUGGGCAGUUACUGAGCACAGGAGAGCACUCUUGUGGAAAUAAAAAGCAUCCAAAGUCAAAGCCACCCAGAGCUAACCCUGGUUGCUUGUAAGCCUACAUUUGCCCCAGGUUCUGACGUGGAGCUGCAGUGUAUUUUCCUAGGGGCAACAGUGUGAAGAGUUACAUGCUCUGGGAAAGCCUAGGGGACAAACCUCUGGUAUGUGGCAUUAUUUCCAUAGGAAAUUUUGAGCCCAGCCCCAAACCAAGGUCUAUGUCUGAACUCUAGGUUCAGGAGGCUGCAAAACAGUUAAUUCCUAGGAGGAAACGGAGCCUUUAUAUUCUGUUAGGCAAGGGUGAGACGAAGUCCUGCUGUUCGCCCAAAGACAUGUUAAGAGGAAAAUAUGUACAUUAUGUAUUUAAACAAGUGCCUUUUACACAUUUCAGUUUGUAAGACCAGAUAGACUUCUGUUCUGUUUCUAGGGUAAGCCACCCAUUCAGACAAUAAUCCCUGCUAUGUUCCUGUUGUCUUCAAUGAUGCUUUUCCUUUUUAUUUAUUAUUAUUCUGUGUAGGAUGUCACGUGUCACAGCACACGUGGGCAUCAAACACUUUCUGUAGGUUCUGGGCAGGCUUGUGCAACAGAUGACCUUUGCCCUCUGAGCCAGCCAUCCCUGAUGCUCUGUAAAGAAUGCAACAGAGCGGUUAUGGCGGCAAAUGUCUUUAGUCCCAGCCCUGGGAGGCUGAGGCAGGUAGUCUCUGUGAGUUCAGGCCAGACAACACUACAAUGUAUGACUGAGUCUCAACAAAAAUGGCAAUGUUCUGCCUGGGCCUGGUCCCAGAACUUGGGAGGCUGAGGCUGGCCUGCCUUAAUAACACAAUAGUGUUCACUCUGACUUGUAGGUUAUGUGUUAUUUAUUAUAGACUGUAAUAUUCAUAGUUCCAACUCCCCUAUCAAGUGUGAGAUGUGGUUUCUGCUACUGUAUUCUUGCGCAGAUGUGUGUUCAUUCCGCAGCAUCCUGAGGACACAGAACAGUCCAGAUACUGUGCCGUCCUUUCCAAUGGCCAGUCCAUACUGGAAUGGUCUCUUCCUGUGUAGCACCGUCCAUUUUAACAAUUCUCAGUGUAGGCAGGUGGAUCUCUGAGUCCGAGGCCAGCCUGGUCUACAGAGGAACUUCUGGGACAGGCUACAUAGAGAAACCCUGUUUCCAAAACAAAAACAAAAACAAAAAACAAUUCUUAGUGUUGUAACAUUAGUUUUUUAAUGUUUACAAGCUCUGUACUUGGUUACAUACUAAGCAACUACACUACUUUGAUAAAUGUUUUAGACUAUAUCCCAAUUGAACCACAGACUACUUGAUGCAUAAUAAAAGUUUUGUAAAUAUUUCUA